Molecule: messenger RNA, 18184 nt
Organism: Dermacentor silvarum
Lineage: Eukaryota; Metazoa; Arthropoda; Arachnida; Ixodida; Ixodidae
Product: metabotropic glutamate receptor 5-like
Exons: 13
Coding region: 1772-5503 (1243 amino acids)
Biological process (GO): G protein-coupled glutamate receptor signaling pathway; regulation of synaptic transmission, glutamatergic
Cellular component (GO): postsynaptic density membrane
Molecular function (GO): G protein-coupled receptor activity involved in regulation of postsynaptic membrane potential; adenylate cyclase inhibiting G protein-coupled glutamate receptor activity
Source: RefSeq, a predicted model, not a curated record
GAAGGAUGUUGUUAGUUCUCUCAACGCCGCGAGCGUGAGUUCGCUUGUUUAUCUGCGGAAGCCACAGCUGACGCCCACGUGGGGGCCCCGGCUGUUUCUCGAGUUACCAGCCCCCGUCAUUUUGCGUGCCACGAACGAGUUUCUUUCCGCGGUAGAAGAAAAUGGUUGCGCGGCUGGUGGCCUCAUCCGUCUCGUCGUUCGUUGCACGAGCUGGUGUGCGCACGAGCUCGUGUUUUCCCACGUGUCUGGUGCAAUGCCACUCAUGUGCCUCGUUGGAGCAAGGCGGGCAAGGACGCUUCAGGCCCCGUGCCGUAUGCGAGCAUUGGAAAAAGAAUCAGCGGUACUUUUUUUUUCUGUUUUUUGUUUUCUCGACGUGCAAGGAAGCCCGGAGGAAACAUAUAGUAUCUCGGCGCUGGCGUGCGGCUUCCACUGCCGGCCCUGGGCCGUGCGGAUUCUCCCGUCGCUACCGAGUUCCUUCACCCUCGGUCCUUCUCUCCCGAGCUGUCGAGGCCAGAAAGAAGGGGAGCGGAGUCACAUCCCGUGUUUGUUACGCGUCCGGCGACCCACGCGCUGUAUAGCGCCGCUGCGAACGCGAUGGGCGCGGACUCUGCUGCGCUUCGGCGAUUGCGAUUCGCCGAGAGCCUCAUCCGCAGCAUCGUCAAGCUCAUCGACGCCGCUAACUACGCCUAACAGGCUAUGAAUGAACGAUUUUUGAGGAGAGAAGGAGAGAACAGCCUCUGCCUGACCACGGGCUUCGCAGCUUCGCUGCACCACGACGGUUUCGCCCACUGCAAUCAUCCGGCUAGUUCUCGAACGCACGGAACGUCGUGGCGGUAGCGGAGCAGUUGAAUAGCGAAAUCGCUCACGGAAGAUGCGAGCUGCGGUGAGACGUCCGGAGAGCGUAACGGGAGGCGAAAAAGAAAAACCCAAACUGCAGUCGUUAGGUGACGCCUAGCGCAGCAGCGAGAUCUUUCGCCCCGCUGGCAGCGCUUUUCCGGCGUUUGUGAGGCAUCCGCGCGACAUCGUCACUGUGCAGCGAACGAGCGACGCUCGACACGCGACGACCCCAGCGAGCCCGCCGCCGCCCCGGCCUGACGCCGCUCCCGGCCUCCAAGUUCGCGUUAUAUAGGCUCCAUGUUCCUUGCUGCAAAAGUGUGUGCGUGCGUGCUUCUUGUGUUUUGAUUCUCCGGCGAGAACGCAACGUGGUGCGCGCAUCGUCUCGUGUCGUUUGCUGCUGAAUCUGCGUCUGCAAGGCAGUGCUUGAGCGUGCACUGAGCCGUCUGGCUCGUUCUGUGGUGGUUUCUGCUUCGCGCGGCAUCCUUCCAUAUUUAGUUUCGACGGGUGCAGUUUGUUUUUUCACUUUGAGGCUGUCGAAACCCGCGACGAUCUUCCUGUGUGUUUGUGUGUGCGCGUGUCAUUGUCCUUCUUAUUUUUUUUUUCAACUGUCAUCUUUAUUACCUGCUCCAUCCAACAAUUCGCCGUUGACAUUGAGUACACCGGGACUGACUUCCUUGACCGUGGCGUCGACGUGAAGUGCCCGUGAAGCAUCCCGGCAUUGGCCUCAGGUUGUUCCGGCUUACCUUGACCUCGACGAGCACCGGAUGACGUAAUCGGCGGUGGUGUUCGUGGCUCCAUCAUCACCCCGAUGCCCUCUGGCGGUGGAGGGACCGCCGGCUCGAGCCGGUGCGGCGGCCCGGCGCGCGAGCGCCGACGCCGGCGACUACGUGGGGCGCCCUGACCCAGGCCGCCGGGAACUGCCGCCGCCGAACACAUGUGCCCGUGCACUAGCCGCCGAGCACCGGCAACACUCCGGCGCACCACGCCGGCUAGGUGGCUGCUGCAGGUCUGCGUGCUGCUGCUGCUUCUGGAGAUGGCAGCCGAGCGGCACGGGGCGUUGGCCGCCGUGCCGCUCAGCGCCCAGCGGCAGACCGGCAGCAUCCCGGGAGACUUCAUCAUUGGCGCCCUCUUCCCCGUGCACCAGUCACCGGACGCCAAGAACGCGCAGACGCGCACCUGUGGAGAGGUCCGCGAGCACUACGGCAUCCAGCGCGUGGAGGCCUCUCUGCACACCAUCGACGACAUCAACCGCAGCGACGCGCUGCUGCCCAACGUGACACUGGGCAUCGAGAUCCGGGACUCGUGCUGGUAUUCGCCCACGGCUCUCGAGCAGAGCAUCGAGUUCAUCCGGGACGCCAUCAGCGCCCAGGAGACCAGCGGAGUCGGCGGGCAGAACGUCACCGAGUUGCCCCCUGCCUGUCCCAAGGGACCGGCGAGACGCGUCAAGAACCUGGUGGGCGUCAUUGGGCCCGGGUCAUCGGCCGUCACCAUCCAGGUUCAGAACCUGCUGCAGCUGUUCAACAUCCCGCAGAUCGGCUACUCGGCCACAUCGCGGCAGCUGAGCAACAAGCAAUUCUUCAAGUACUUCCUGCGCGUGGUACCUUCCGACCAGUACCAGUCGCAGAUGAUGGUCGAUACGCUGCUCAUGUACAACUGGACGUACAUCUCGACCGUUAACACAGAAGGCAACUACGGCUACAACGGCAUCGACGAGUUCACCAGCCGCGCCAAGGACGCCGGAAUCUGCGUGGCCAACUCGCACGCCAUUCCGACGGACGCGGACGACGAGGACUACGAUUCGGUGGUGCGCAGCAUCGACAAGUUCGGCACGGCCCGCGUGGUGGUCUGCUUCUGCGAAGGGUUCACCGUGCAGGCGCUCAUCAACGCCACCGCCAGGCUAAGGGUCGCCGGGAAAUACAUCUUCUUCGGCAGCGAUGGCUGGUCUGACCGCCAGGACGUGGUGAAGAACCAAGAGAAAGCGUCCGUGGGGAGCCUCUCCAUCCGCUUCCACGCAAACUACGAUCACGACUUCGACCGCUACUACUUCGGCCUGAACCCGUUCAGCAACGUGCGCAAUCCUUGGUUCAAGGAAUUCUGGGAAGUGCGCUUCAACUGCUCCCUAGGCGUCGGUCCGGGCUCAGCACGCUACAACCGCACGUGCACCGGCAAGGAAGACCUUCGGGAAGGCCACAAGCAGGACACCAAAGUGGAGUUCGUCAAGAAAUCCAUCUACACCAUGGCAUACGGCCUUCACAACAUGCAUCGCGACCUUUGCCCCAACACCUCCGGCGUUUGUCCAGCCAUGGUGCCCGUCAACGGCUCCGUCUUUUUGCAGUACCUCAUGAACGCCACCUUCGCUUGGAACAACGAGACUGUCUUUUUCCACGAGAACGGAGACCCACCGGGGCGGUAUGACCUGAUGAACUACCAACAACUGGGUGAGCACCACUACGAUUACGUACAGGUUGGUUCGUGGGUCAACGGUGAGCUCACCAUGACCGGCGACGUGCAAUGGCACCAAGCACAACGAAAGACGCCGCCCGUCUCCAUAUGCUCGCUACCCUGCGAGAAAGGAAAGGUCAAGAGCAUUCACUCGGAAACGAUGAAGUGUUGCUGGAACUGCGUGGCCUGCAAAGAGAAUCAGUACGUCAAAGACGAUUACACCUGCUUGGACUGCGAGAGGGGUUGGUGGCCUAACGAGAACCUCACGGGCUGCGUCCGCAUCCCGGAGGAGUACAUCCACUGGACUGACAGCCAGUCACUGGCAGCCAUGAGCAUAGCUUGCCUGGGCCUGAUGGCCACACUGGCCGCCAUGAUCAUCUUCAUUCGCCACAACGACACGCCCGUGGUGAAGAGCUCGACGCGCGAGCUGUCCUACAUCAUACUCGUCGGCAUGUUCCUGUGCCACGGAACCACGUUCGCUCUGUUGGCCAAGCCCAGCGCACUAACCUGCUUCAUCACACGCGUGCUGCCUGGUCUCAGCUUUGCCAUGAUCUACGCGGCGCUCGUCACCAAGACGAACCGGAUCGCUAGGAUCCUGGCCGGUUCCAAGAAGAAGAUCAUCACCAAGAAGCCUCGAUUCAUGAGCGCCACCGCCCAAGUGGUGAUCACGUGGCUGCUCAUCUCCGUCGAGGCGGCCAUCAUCGGCGCCAUGGUGGUGCUCGAGCCCCCGGACAGCAUGUUCGACUACCCGGCGCUGGACCGGGUCAAGCUCAUCUGCAACACCACCACGCUGGGCAUCAUCGCGCCGCUGGGGUUCGACUUCUUCCUCAUCGCGAUGUGCACGGUGUACGCCGUGAAGACGCGCAACGUGCCGGAGAACUUCAACGAGGCCAAGUUCAUUGGCUUCACAAUGUACACGACUCUGGUGAUCUGGGCCGCGUUCGUGCCCAUCUACUUCGGGAGCAAGCACAAGGUGAUCACGCUCUGCCUCUGCAUCAGCUUCUCGGCCGAGGUGGCCCUGGUGCUCCUAUUCAUGCCACGCGUCUACAUCAUCCUCUUCCGGCCGGACAAGAACAACCGCAGCGCCUUCACCACGUCCAAGGACGUGCGCUGCCACAUUGGAUACAUGAACUCGAACAUGGCCGCGGCCACGGCCGCCGGUGCCUCGGCCGUCUCCAGGAACUCGUCACACUCGACGUCAGAGUUCUCCAUGGAGUCACCCAGGAACCACACCGCGGAGACAGUGAUCAAGCCGCCGCCGACGCGCACCAAGAGCCUCAACUUGCUGGAACGGUUUCGCGCGAGCAAGCAAGAUCGCAUCGCGGCCAGCGUCGCGCAGCACAUCCGCGCGGUUCGCGCCGCCGAGGCGCUCGACCGGCGCACGCACCUGCGCCACUCGGUCGAGCCGCUCUUCGGGACGCCCAAGGUGCCCGCGCAGCGCACUUCCUCCGACUCGCCACCUGGCGCGCACGAGCGCCGGAGGCUGGUGCAGCAGCAGCAGGCCGCGGCGUACGGCGCCGCCUCGGCCUCAAAGCGCGAGGUCUCCUGCCAGACGACCGACGACCUGGUCGAGAUGUGGAUGCCCUGCCUUCGCAGGCGUAUCGCGCGCUCCGAGACGCUCAUGUCGACUCUGUCGCCCGACGACGAGGACGACGUGGCUCCCGGUCUACGGCACCGGAAGCUCUGCCGCCACGUGCCCUCCGUCAGCGACGAUGAGGUUCUGGACGUCGUGUUUCGCGGCGGCAGCUCGCAGCAGCAGCAGCAGCUGCAGCAUCACCACCACCUGUCCGGCGGUUCGGCCCGGUACGGCCGCAGUGUUUCCAGCGGUGGCGCUUCGUCGGCGGCUUCGGCGUUCAAAAGCGACGAAUCCCUACUGGAAGGUGCUUCCUCCAUCGUAGAGGAGAGUGCCAGCAGUGGCAGCGAGGACGCCGCCGUCUACAAGAACAUCAUCAUCAGCCUCGGCAGCCCCGAUGCUGUGCGCGUGCGUCAGACGCCCGCGUCUCCAGUGAUAACGCCCCGCCGAGGGAGUAGCGGAGGCAGAAGCAUAAAUAACGGCGAAGACAUGACUGCCGCUGCGUCGACUUCGUCGUCGCCGUGGGCCGAAGUGUCGGCCCAACUUCUGCUCAGGUCGUACAACGGCAAUGCUCAAGGGACCGGUCAGCAGCCCGUGUACUGGGCCGGCCCAUCGUCAGGAUGCUCAGACCAAGAACGCUUCGGCAAGUGAGCCCCCUCGUCCUCUUCAAUGCCCUUACUGCUGCCGCUACCGUAGCCACCUCAAGGCAGCGUCGAGUGGUGUGUCGAGUGGUUGGUUUUGUUUUCUACUUCGUUUCUGUCAACGUGAUCCGGGCCCCUUCUUCUUGUGCCGAAACUUUCUACUCUCUCGUGGCCAGCUUUCUGAACCCACGUGCGGGGGGCCUCUAUCCGGGGAUUUCCCCCGCAAAGUACGCAGUUUAGGAGCUGCACCUCCUGGCAAGCGUGCGAAUCGCUACGGCGGCGGACGACAGGUGGCUCUGCUACCACUGCCCAUACGUUGGUAUUCUUUGUGUGUUUGUAAGUGUGUGUGUGCAUGUGUGGCGCAGCAGGAGCGUUCCACCCAAAGUGAACCGCGUGAUAGUUGAGCCAGUGACAGAGUCGUUUUUCCGCGGCUCCCACGCCUGUCUUCCUGCUCCUUGUGAAAGCCCGGGUGACAUCCAAGAACCUUUCCCCGCUCCCUCAUGGAUAAGACCUCUGGCAGCUUCAACGCCACAGCAUAUCGAGGUCGUCCGUAGUAAGCCGCGAACAGGCGCCUAGGGAGCCUUGUCCGUGCGUGGUGCAAAAUGUUUACAUCGUUUUCUCUUUAUUUACUCAACAUCGUCUCUGACUUAGAAGAUGCUGCCAGUUAGCCAUCCUGUUUUAUCACGUAUUCUAGUGUACGGAGUUGUCAUAACCCCGAUAAAAACCCACCAUGCACAGACGAGCUGUGAAACUCGAGCAGUUUCCCCUUUUUAUUUUGUUCAUCGCAAUCCUUGUAACAGCAGUGACGUUCACUCCUUCCAGAGUCGACACUAGAGGACUACUCUCGAUUAUAUGUCGUUCUAAGCUUUUCUUGAUUUUAUGAUACAUUCCUUCUUCCGUGUAUUUCAUACGCAAAGAAAUAAUGUCCAUCACUUCUUUUCAUUGCCGUCGAUAGAAAUUAACACCAGUGAAAAAGCAGCUUUUCAGUGUUUAAAACAUUCCCGAAGUUGCUUGACAUUUGGUGAUACGUAGUGGGCAUGACAUAGAAUACAGUAUUGCCUGAAUGGGCGUAAGGUGCAAAAACUGCACUUCAUUUUGCGUGGUGUUACACUGCUCUUAUUUUUCACAGCUAGAUUUUCACCUAUCAUGCUUAUUUAUUGUCGCUUAUUAAAUCGCCCUCAUUUAUGUGUGAGUAUGCUGUCCAAAAUCGUAAUAGAUGAGUUGCAAAACAAAAUGACUGAUAAUGAAAAUAAUUUACUCGAAAUAUCAAUACUUUCCGUUUUCCUUAGUGCCAGCUUCAAGCCUUCAACUAAGCGCCCACAUUUAAGUAUCUUUCCGGUAUUUCCCGACUAAGGUGCUGAAUAAGGGAGUAAAAAUUGCUGAUGUUCACAAAGCAACUGCUGCUAGGCCGUAGUCUGCAUAAAGCAGCAAUGAAGCUUUUGUUUUGCUUGUCUGUAAAAACUUUAGCUAAAUACGACAUCAGUCAUUUCUUGCGGGCAUUCGUGCUCUAAGUUAGAGGAUUGCUCGAAAAUUUCUGUGGAUUGGCUAUGCACACUUGAAUUUAAAGUUUGACACCAACAUGACUAUAGAGAAAAAUAUACAGAUCAUAUAAAAAAGUUAGGCAUUACAUACUGGCACCGCAAAAGUACCAAUUCAUAUCCCUCGCAGGAGAAUGGUACGCUUUCUAUCGUGUUUCUGCUUCAUCGCCGGCUAUUGAAUAUUUUUUACCCUUCAAUGUUCAAAUUAUAUGUGUGUGCAUCUGUUAUUUCGGUGUGUAUUGACACUUGUAAAUACGCAAAUCGAAGCAACCUCUUUUACAAUAUCUUUCCGUGUUACCGUGCUUGCCUACAUGUUUCUCCUUUCCGUGUUACUAUACGUAUAUGUAUUUAAUCCGAAACACCCCUGUCGCCGUUAGAAGCGACUCGAGUGGUGCUCAAUAUGUCGGUAAUACCGUAUACCAAAUGAGGAGUCCUAAAUGUCCGUCGCUUGGCCAAGAGAUAUAUAUAUAUAUAUACCUUCCGUAGCGCUAGUCGUUUUCAUGUUCCUUUACUUUGUGUUGUUGUACCAACGAAUGCGACUGAACGUAUGCUCCUCAUCAGCUUUUCUGGCUCCCAGCGAAAUGAGCAAGGGUUGUACACUAUGAGGGUGGAGGCGACGAGCUGCUUUUGGCGCUUCGCUCUAGUUAACACUGGUCAGACUAGUUCCACAAAGCUGUAACACAGCUCUCCUUUGCAGUGUGUUGUAAUAGUACAAGAGCGCGGUGUCACCAUCGCCAACUGAUUUGUUAAGAGCUUAGGUGCCCAGUCACGACAAGUUUAAUUUCGUAACUGGCAAGGCUCAUGAGUUUGUUGGACAAGCAGAGUUUUGAGUGCAUCUUAGCGGGGAGAGUUUAGUGUUUUGAUCCCGAUGUUCACCAAGUGGCGUGUCCGUUGCGAAGCUCAAGUAUUUUUUUUUUUUUGGCCAAACGAUGUGUGUUCGUGUGCAUGACCGUUCGUGAGUGAGGCAGCACAUGUGCGAAACAGGUAGUCGCUCUGUGCGCCCACCGUGUGGCUGUAUGGUGGAGUGUUCUUAUCGAAGCGGCUGAUGCUGCUGCUGUUGUGACGUUUUCAAGGGCCUAUUUCAUGCAUGAACACUAUUUGUAGUGUCAUUGUCAGUGUUUUGCUGGUGGUUAUUAUCUCCGACAGAGAUCCUUGAAGAGUGUUCCUGGAGUGUCCCUGUUCAGACAUAUGCUGCAAAUAGCUUUCACUAAGGUAGAGCUACACAUAUGCGACGACUUAAGUAUAUCCCGAUGCUCAUACUCAGAUUGUGCAGGGUCAUGAAUUCGGAAACUCGGGGUUUUAUAUUAAACCUACAAGCACACAAUACGUUGUGUACUUGAUGUCUCGGGUAGUGAAUUAUUAAAAAUCUCACAAAAAUUAAAAUUACGAACAAAUAAAAAAAUUUACAAGCAGCAUCAUCCGACAGCCGUCGACUGGAGGUUCACUAUUCGACGCCUUUUAUUGUCUAGGCCCAGUAGCACCACUACGGUCGUCUGCAUCUUAUCGAUCUGUCGUUCUAGAAGUCUCUCUGAUAUGGCUGUGACGAAUGCAAAAUUAUGGCAUUCUUAGUAUGUCACGAUAAUGAAGCUCAGCAAUUAAUGCUCACAUCGGCAGCGGUGGAAGGCAGAUGCGUAGUGAAACUGCCUAGAAUACGACGAAACCAUCCAAAUGUGAGUUUAGGUAAUUUUCUCAAGAAAAUUCCUCUAGUCUAACUCUGCUGCAAGAUGUGUCUGUUGUGAAACUGCACGCAAGUCACUUGUAGGCAGAGAGGAGAACUUCUCGACACAUGCUACAAAUAAAUUAAACUGCACACAGCAUACAGAUUGUGGCAAUUGAUGAAAACCUAGUCCCUGUUCGCGGGCAACGGCCUUGCCCACUUUUCUCUUUGUUUCUUACCAAAUGUCAGGAAUACACCCAAUGAAACGUUACCCGCAGCUCUUGUACUAAUGACGGGCUGCCCUAUUGCAUUUAUAUAUAUAAAAAGGUAUGUCUUAACGGCCAGCAAAGGCUUUCGUUUUGCAUGGACACUGAAUGCCAAAAAAUAUGUGCAAACUUGUGAAGUUGAUGUCAAAGUGUUGGCUGAUAGAAGGAAUGUAUAUAUGUUUUGUACAUAGCUAUUUAAGAAAAAAGGUCGCCACUAUCUGUAUAUAGUAGAUGGUUACUACGUGUUACAGGACAUCCUGGCGAGAAAUCAGUUGGUGUCAUAUUCGUUUUCAGAUCACACCCUGAAACGUCACUCAACAAUGUGCUGGAUCUUGUGCCAAAUGUUUCGUUGCAGUUUUUUGAACUUGUGUUAGCGGUCUUGCUUGUGUUAAGUUUUCAGGUGUUUACAGAUAGAAAUGCCGAACUACCUAUUACAUGUUGGUCUACACGCGAUGUUAAAGAAUUGGCUGUCAUGGUGCGCCAGUUAUCAAAUGAAGUGUCGAGUCCGUGGUACACCGAAGAGAAUUCCGUACGAUGAAUAUAGAAUAACAUUCUUAAGCCUGGGAGAUCUAGGCUGUGCUUUUCGUUCACCUUAUUUUCUAUUACACGGCUCAUUUUGUGCACUACGUUUAACUACUUGUUCACUUCGUUUAACUACGAUUUCCAUGGAUUUAGCAGCUUACUUCGGCGUAAUAUGAACUACCAAUCAUUUUAAACCAACCUCAUGAGCGACGACCCCAAAGGACGGAUGAAAUGUAUUGUUGAUUGAAACCAGUACUAAGUUGACUAAGCCAGUACUGGUUUCGCAAAACGUUUUCAGAGAGAAAUAGUCAAAUACAUUGUUACUGAGAGAAAUGUUCAUCCGCACGGUAACUGGCCCAUAACGAUGUUUCGUUACGUGGCUGGAGUUGUCAAAACUGCCCAAUGUCGCAGUCUUCGCCAUGAUAUUCUGUCUUAUGCCGUUGGCGAUGCUAUUGGAAUGCUUUAACCAGCUACGCUCUUUACAGUGAUUGCUAUGACGUGGCAACCAUCGUCGUACCUGAAAAGUGAGAAGUACUGUAAUUCUGAAACCUUGCUUUUGACUGCUCGGGAUUACAAGGUUCAGAAAAGUUCCUGGUCGACCGGAUAGUUUUUUUAAUGCCGUCACAACCAAUGUGCAACAGCCGCCAGCUCCAGCUCUACAUAGAAAAGCACGAAUGCCCAGCAACAGCGCCGCAAAUAUUUUGUUUGCCGUUGAAGCAGCCGCAGCUGCUGGGUCGAAGCAAUAUCAGGAAAAAUCCUGACGUGAAACAGUGGAGUUGCUGUCCCCGCCAAUGCUUAAUAAUCUGAUUCAACACAACAAAUAAAAAUAAUAUAGUUCUCUGCACCACGGCGUUUUAAAGAAAAUCACAAUUGAGGAAUGUAGAACUGAAGUUAUUCUACCACUACACAAAACGGAGAAACUGCGGGGUUUAAGUGACACCUCAUUAAAUAACAUACUGCACGAACAGAGAGAAGCAUAGUUCUCUGUGCGACAACGUCAGUAAAUGCGGUUGUGCUAUGGUACCGGAGGAAGCCAGCGGGUUAUUCCAAUUCCUGUCGAUUCUCUUCAAAUUUGCAGCCAUGGUGAUGAGAGGGAUCAAGGGUUUCGUUUACUCGAUGAAUGUGCUAGGUUUGCUACUUAUCAAUGGGUUUCCCGUAUUUUAGUAAUUUGACUGCAUUUCAAAGAACGGUUGCUGAAAAUCUUGGACCCAGUCCUAUCGAGCAGACGUGUGAUUAAACACGUAAUAAUGUACAGGUGCUGCCAUCGGCGGCCACCACUCGGGUGUCGACAGACAGGUGGAGCUUUCGAGUAAACAUGGUAGCAGUCUCGCAGUUGCGUGGUGCAAUUGCUGUCUUAAGCGAUGCUUAAGUACCGCGCAGGAAGCAUCAUGUCGGGGGUAUUCGAUUAGUACAUUGCUGCCGUUUUGUUGCCGACUAUGGUACUUGCGCAGUGGUGACAUUGAAUAAUCUAUAAUUCAAGGCAAUUAGGACGCUUGUAUUUCCCGUUAUGUUCGUGCUGAACAAACCACUACUUUGACAACUCAGGCUGGGAGAGAAUUUUUGUCCAAGUAAUUCCUUAGCCACUCAACGGUAGGCGGAUUUCUAUGCUAGCCAGCACAAAUCACAUCGAGCUGAACUUGAUGCUUGCUCGGAAUUGACAUCAUUGACUAUCGUUAUGUGCGAUUGUCAGGAUGUGCCGAGACACAUGGAAAUGCUUCGCAGCAGUCGCGCACUUUCUGCGGCCCGGACGCUUCUAAGCACUAGAUUUUCAAGGCUUGAAGGGUACAGGUGUAGACAAAAACUGAACAUCCGCGUAGUAGAACAUCAGUUCAAUUGGCCGUGGCUUCAGUGCAGUGGUCUUUCAAUUCGAGGCUUUUCUUCAACCAGCGGAAUCAACACGAGCAGAGCAGAGGGUGUAUUCUCAGGAAUUUGCGGAGAUAGAAGGGUGGCAGCAAUUUUGCGGGCCCUCACUCACAAACUUCAAUGAAGUAAUUCUCAAUUAUUAGUGCACUCAUGUGCGAGAUUAUGAGAAGCUUCUCGCCGCGCAGCUCCAGUCCCACAUUUUGCCUAAAUCCUUGCCUUGAAGUAUGAUAGUGGUAGACUCCCCGACGCUCUUGUCUCAGACGUAAACGCGUUUACAAGUUAGGGCGCUACGUUAGAUGUCGUUAUAUGCCCGUUGUUCGGAUUGGCGUACGUCUGGUGCCCUCUUUUGCUUCCCGUAAACCCGUACACAACUGCUGCUUUCGUCAUCAAGCUGUCGUGAAAUGUGUUCUCUCCUCUGUGCGGUGUGCUGGUAUCACUGAUAUCACUGGCAUCACUGAUUAAAGAAACCUUGCCCCACCAACUCUUCCUAUUUACCACGCUGUUGCAAUUCGAGGCUGCACGUUAAACCCUCUAAUUGAAUCCGUCUUUUGCACCCUUUUGUGUUCAACAAAGUCGUGGCGCCGAUGGCACACAUUGACGCGUUAGUGUUUACAUCUCCGGCCAAUGUGAUGGCUGUGCCGUACUGCCGAGUACAAUACUGUCUUUGCUGGUCCCUCACACAAAGAGUACUGAUCGCGACUAUUUACUGAUGUUGUUCCCUGUCCUCGUAAUCUUAUACGAAAAUUUCAGCCAUUGCUCGUAUAGUCGUCAUGCUUAGCAGUUUUCGGGCGUACCGAAUUGACUUCAAAUGCUGCCAACAAGCCGUUGCUGGCAUGCAAAGUCUGGCGCUUCCGUAAGCUAUCCGCGGAAAUAAGCUCUCCGUAUUCUUUCCGCAGAGCCUUAGUCGUAGCUGUCUCUCCAUCUGCCCAUUCAUCGUGAAACAGUGUCAUCCUAUGCGAGUGCGUGUGUGUCUGUACGUAAGAAAGAGUAUUUCCAGGAAACUAAUUUACUAACUUAUUUUACUUCAAACGCUAGAGAAAUGAACUGUGGAAAUUGCAGGAACGUAGAGAUUUCUAGGAAGGGCUUACAUUGCCCAUUUAGCUCGAAACUGCUCCAUUUUGUGACGUUCGGUGAUGUAGAAAAUCUAACUUCUAAUAUAUUGGAUUUGAAGUUGAAUUCAAUACCAAUUAUUUUCUGCUAUUCUAAACAUCGGUAGCUGUUACCUAUUCCAAUGAAAGUCAUACUCUGAAGUGUAAGUUACUUCCCGUUUGGUUAUUUUUAAAUCUAGCAGCGCCCAUACUGAAAUUCUUCCUUCGAGGAAAGUGGUAGUGUUUCUUUCAAGACACUUUUUUUUCUUCAGUGUCGUGAAUUAGACUACAAUAGUGAAGCAGUGACAAACGGGUAAAUUAGACGGCAAAGUACGUAGAAUCAAGACUGUUUUGAAAACGUUCACCAAUUGAUUUCGCAAGCGGUUUUGUAAUAUUGUAAUAACUUUCAGCAUUCGCUGGAUUGUUUGCAGCUAUAGUUCACAACGUAUAGCUGCGUUAGCGCGUGAGUUCUUGAUUUCUUGUAUAUUGGCUUCAGCUUCCAUUUUUUUUCCAACUUCACGUACUGCACAAUGUAUAGUCGCAUCACUCCUAACGUUGCAGCAUCUUAGUUCCGCUCCACCGUACUGCCAACGCUUGAAGCACAUUUAGGUACGUUGUAAACUAUCAAUGCUGUGUACCCAUUGUCAGUAUAUGUGCGGACUUCUUUUUGAAGAAAUCACCCUAUUCACUGAUUAUUCUCAAUUCCGCACUGACUGUCGUACGCUCAAUGUCUGGGUAGCGCCAAGUGAUAUACAACUUGGAAAGUUCACUGGCAACUGUUUUUGCAGUGCCACGAUGACCUCUAUGCGCAUUAACGAUAUAGUGUACAGAUGUACCACCCAAACCCAAAUGGUACCCUCUUCUGCCCGAUGCCCCACAUGUAAAUACGUCGAGCUCCCCGAGUUUGCUUCGCAGAUGUUGUUACCAUCGUUUAUAUGUAUGUGUUGCAAACAAACAAACACACACACAAAAGCCGUCAUCAUUCGCAAUGUCUGGUCAUAGUCUGUAGUGCGCGUAGUUUCCCAGACCCGAUCCCACUCUCAGAAACGUGGUAUGCCCCAGCAAGCGCGAGGCGGUUCGUAACAUGUAUACGAUUGCUUCUUGUGGUGCUGCAGGGUGUGCAAAAAAUGGCGACACUAAGCCCAACUCAUCACCAAACAUGCGCGGAAUGGUAACUCGCUCCAACGCGCGUGCACGUCAUCCUUUUUACUUGCACGGUCAUCGACAUCAUACGUAUGUAAUCGCACGCCUUAGUGUUUCUACACUUGUGUUUCUUGGGGUUUAGGGUCUAGGUCUAUAUAGGUGCAUUUCGUCUCGCACGUCGGACGAAACGAAGGCAAAGAAUAAAGCACAAACGGGCGCAACCACCACAUUCCACAGCUCACUCACCAUCUCUUCUACCCUCCCCACCCUCCCCCCCUCCCCCACGUGUUCUUUCCGCAAUCAUAAUAUUCUUUCAUGUCGGCGCGCUUCCUUGCGUUGAGCCACACGGCUCUUGUGUGUUAGCAAUUGCUUCCACGUUUUCCGAAUGCAUGGAGUUCGGAGAAAAUUGAGCGGUAACUAAGGUCCACAGUGAUUUGAGGCGUCGACAGUGGCGGAUACAGACAGGCACGUCUCACGAAAGUUAUUCUUUUUGAUAAAGCUUCUGCCACGAAAUGUGCCAUCUACUGGGAAAUAACGAUUGCUGCGACGUUGUUGCCAUUUAUGCCUAUCUUUCAUUUUUAUUUUUGUAUUUUAUUGCCUUCGACAUUGUCUUUCUCAAGCCGCAGGUGAUCACGAAUAUCCGAAAUUCUAGAAAUAUUUUUUUUUCUUCCUCAUGGGUGCAAGACACAACCGUGUGGUUGAAAAUGUUCGGGCACUUUUGACAUUUAGAUACGGGCAAUGUUUUGACGACAGAAGAAUGGCGCGAGUUUCGUAGGCCUCUUCAGAUUUUGAUUUCAUAACUGGCAUUUGUUACUCCGUCAUCGCGCCUGGUCAACCAUACAUUCUCGCCUAGCAGUUGCGAUUAAGCAUUUCAUUUAAAACAUCAUCUCGGGUCUCGUUUAUGAGACAAUCGGUAGCCACACAAACACUGUUGUCUACGAUGUGAACGUUUUUUUGAGAUGUUAGGGAAGCGUGUUCGAUGUUGUAAGUGUUGCUCAGUUCGUCGCACUUUCCAAAGCCUUCUUUUUAAUCUUAUCAGUUAUAUAGCUGCUGUUGUUUCUACCGCUAAUCUGUCACAGAAGCUGAUGGCGAGUGAAAGUGUAAAUAAGAAACUGUAGUUGCAGGUAUCUGUACGCAAAGAUUCGCCGUAGAUAGCCGCGAUUUCAGCACGUAGCCAAGCUGUAGGAAAAGGACGGAAAUCAACCAACAUCACGACGAUAACUUCUCAAAAUUAUCACUUUGCAGAAGGACUCUGUUAUUUUUCACACCGCGUGUUGAUCUCGAUAUAGUCGUUUUGGCUUUUCGCUUUAUCUUGCUUUGAGUGGCAGAUGGGAGAGAGUUCAUGUUGUUCCCGUAUCCUCUGCGCACGCUCUUUCCCGCCAAGUCAAACCCUUCGCAUAUACCGCAUUCCAAAGACGCACCUGGAAAGGGUACAAAGUCAAGUCCGCAAGGAGGUCUACAGAAGGAGGAACCAAGUCGAGCAAUGCAUUUCAAAAUUACCGUGGUAGUUUGAGUAAGUGUUGCGCUUCAAUGCGAUUAAUACCGAAUGUUGCUUAAAUAACGGAACCACGUAUAAAUGGUUCUUCCAAGUAUGAAACACUGGCUCGUUGGCGCCGGUAUUUCGCUCAGAGGUUGCGUUUGAUGCUUGUAUUAUUUGAUGCUGUUUCCGUGCGGUAUUUGCUUGUUUCGAUCGGAAUAAAUCGGAAGGAUUAAAUCAGUAUUCAGUAGUUUUAUUUGUCCGUGCUGAUUCCGGACGAAUAAUAUAGAUGCUUCGAGCAGCAUACCAUUGAUUGUUUCUACCACUGUCCGAACACAAUAAGGGGACGGCCUUGUUUAUACUGUGCUACUGUGGUUUAAAUUAGGAGAAUAAUUAAGUUUUUGUUUUCUUUUUUGUCCCGCAUUGCCGCGUACGAUGUUCAGUCGAUUUGUACUGGUCGAAACUUGCAAUUUAUGCUCCUUGAACACGGCAGUAAACAAAAUACACCACGAAAUUCUGUCUUUACGGAAUAUCUGCACACGGACGCGCCAACAGUAUAGUCGGCAGACUUUUUUUAUGACACGGUCAUCACGCAACACGCGAUAUAAUGUACGAGCUGCCGCAAACAAACUGUGCUUAGAAGCUUAGCAAUAGAUUACACCGGCGCACGCCGCAAUUCGAAAUCUUCCUUAGAUUAACACAGGAUGCUUAGGCAAAUCGUGUGCAUGCGAUAUGCACGCGUUCUGCCUCUGCCCAGGGUCCUCCACUUCAAGGCGAGUUUAGAGGUAUAUUAAUGCUUCAGACGACAGACAGAUGAGAAAACAAUGUGCGAAAUGCGCAUGAUUUGCCUGCUCGUAUGACCUGUUUCGCGAGCGAGCACCAAACGUGCCGCCGCUCUCAUAAAACAGGCUACUUGCACUGUACGUUGCUCUUAGAGCUAACCGUGAGCGCACUCGCAUUAGUUAUCUACAAAUUGCCGUUACUUGCUUUUUUAGCCGCACAAAAUAUAUGCAUGUAACUUGUGUCCCUUAAAUGACACUUCCCUUGUCGCUAUUUGUGUAGUGUGUGGACUGGAACCAGCUCGCAGCGUUAGAUCAGUUCGGGCCUGAGCUUGGAACGUCAUUCCGACUGCUGUCUUAUAGCUCCCCAGUGUGCCUUUGUGACCUUCCCAUCUUCCCAGUGAAGAGAGUUCGAUGUACGCUCACAUCACUCUACUUCGACAACUGUGCGACACGAACUUUUCAAUCUAUGCACCAAAUAUUUCAGAUUUGAUGCAUACAUAUGUGCACAAGCAUUAAAACAUGUUUUAUAUAUUCCAGCAACGUUACACCUUUGAGUUGCGGGUGAGAAAUCAGUUUCGUUGGAGCUGGCGGCUUUGUCAUUGAACACUGGGAACUGGUGGCCACAUUUACGGCUAUCAAUGAAUAGGAUCAAAUCCAUGUGUCGAAGCGUGUAUUACACGGCGCUGGGUUUUCGCAAUAGUCUUGUCCGCAGCAGCUUACGACGCUAACCACGUCACGGUGGCCACUCAGCAAGUACACCUUCAGCCAAAAUAAAAGUAAAAAAAAUGAGCAUGGUUACGUUGUUUCUCCUGAGGUAUUGAGAGAAAACAGAGUUACUGAUGAUACGUACCUCGCAUUUACGGGAAGAACAGCAUGGUUAAGGUGGCCUAAUAAGCCGAUGUGGGCACAAGGCAUUUGAUGCUCCCAGUGGUUGCCGGAAACCUUACUGUCAAAAAAAUUUAGGCGCAAUUGAGCUUCGCUUGGAGAGAGCGUUGUUAUUUGGUUUUGGGGAGCUCAGUUGCACUGUGCGCCAGUGACCGCUAUCGUGGUAUACGAAUGCAACGCAGGACGAAAUGCUUACUGUUCUUUUUUUCGUAGCGGCGGGCUUUGAUACUUGGAGCGUUUUCUCUCCUCGGUGCAAUGUUUUGCUCAGUAGCUACUUGAGCUGUUAAAAAGUUGUGGUUUUGGGGAUUUAAAUGUUUGCACUGCGUACAAUAACUUUGAGGUUUGGUGCUACAAUGCACGUACACGUGCUGUCCUGCGGGGUCUUCGCUCUAGAAAAACCUAAUCCGUGACAAGCCUGAAUCGCGAACUUUUGUCUCUUUAGGUGGACGCUAAAGCGAAGUAAUCAAUUAAUACAGACUGGUAGAGGGUGCUUACUUGUUAGGUUCAUUUAGGUUAUCAUAACCGUUAACGUAGGUUUCGUAUACCCGUAAGUUUAUGAGAAGAAGCAAUUACUAGAAAUGCCAGUGUGAAUUUCCAGCAGUAGCUACCCGUUACAUUACAGGUUUUGGUACCCUGCCACCUGUGUGUUCAAAAUACUUCAAUCGUUCAAUUAUGAUAUUGAUUGAAAAAGAUGAGUUUUUCGUCUAACUUAAACAAAAAAUAACCCAGGAACACUUGCCUUUUCCUUUAAAAAAACGCGAAAGGACCCAGACAAAAACGUCGUUAAAACCGCAAUAUCAACUAAACGAUGUGACGUGUAGUGAUUUGGGCGCGAAAUUGAAAGCGAGGAUGGGCGUUGACUUUAUCCCCCGAGCUUAUAAACAACCUACUUUCGGUGGUGACAAAAUGCGGACAGGAUUUUGAAACAGCGACCUACCAGUCUGGAUUGAUUUGGUCUUUCUCUUCAGCGCACCUUUUCAGCAUCAUUGUGACAACCGCUCAUCUCAUCUCUUCGUAACCAUUCACUGUCUCUUGGUAAAAAGGGGAAGUCGUAACGACGUUGUACCUGUCGCGCACGUGAGCUAUUUGCCAACGGUGUUUUUCGGCAGUUCGAGGCUCCCGACUACCGGAGCGCUCGACAUUUAUUCGACCAGCCCCUUUCGUUUAUUAGGGCCGCGCUUCACCAAGUGUUUGUUUCCGAGCUGCAAUAUACUCGACCUAUAUAUAGGUGUUAAAAUCCCCGUUGUGCUUGGCGUGUACAUACAUAUAUAGUUGAGAAGGAAGAAGACUGUUGGCUGUUGUCGUCGGUACCCCGUGGAAGAAAAGUUUUGGAAUCUCACUGUCUCCCCCUUCCUCUUCCCCCAUUUUUCUGCCCCCGAUGUCCUUCGAAAUGUGAUUGUCGUUUCUGUGAGCAUCUUACAGACCACAAUAAAGGCGGAAACGGGAACGUUUGUUUAUACGACCGAAAAA